Cyclospora cayetanensis is the source of this 1641-nucleotide messenger RNA. RefSeq lists its product as uncharacterized. The record is from RefSeq and is a predicted model, not a curated record. The transcript has a single exon. NCBI's taxonomy places the organism in Eukaryota, Apicomplexa, Conoidasida, Eucoccidiorida, Eimeriidae. The coding region runs from base 1 to 1641 and encodes 546 amino acids.
AUGACCCGCCUCCUCCUGGCCGCGCUCGCGGCCUCCGCGGCGGUGUUCAGUGCUGAUGAAGCUUCGGCAGGAUUUAUGCCUCCAGCUGAUGGGAAGGGUAAGGCAAUGUUUGUUGCCAUGGAGAAGAGCCCUCCUGCCAUCCAGGAAGUCUGCCAAACCAUUCCGGUGCAAGUCGAUUCAGUUUGCUUCGAAAAUGUGCCUUUUAAGGAAGCGUAUGUCUGCCCCCAAAUGGUAGAAAAAGAGAUUUGCGACAGGGUCCCUGUAGAAGUUCCCGAUACAUGCUAUAAGCCAACAAACGCCCUGGAGGCCUAUGACUGCAAGAGGGAGGUGAGGAAGGAAGAGUGCAAGAUGGUGCCCAAGCAGUGCUUCAAGACCGUAACCGAGAACGAAGAUUAUGGCUGCGAAGAGGAGCAGUGUGAGACAGUGGUAAAGAAAGUACCGCAGACUUGUUUUAAGAAGAGAAACAGCAAGGAGAACUACCCAUGCAUGAAACACAAGAAGCAGAAGGUCUGCCACGACGUACCCCAAGAGUAUGAAAGCACAUGCUUUAAAGAGGAACCGCAGCAGGAGUUGGUGCCAUGCGUCGGAAAGGAGGAAGAAGUCAAUGCCCUGAGCUUUGAAGAGCAGUGCACCAUGGCUCCCCAGCAGGUUGAAAGCACUUGCGAGAGAGAGGUCAUGGCCGAGCAGGAAUACGAGUGCACAAAGAAGGAGGUACGCAAGGACUGCCAAGUGGUGCCUCAAAAAGUGACGGAGAUGUGCGAGGAAGUCGUCGAGGAGCAGAGACCGUACAAAUGCAAAAAGAAGCAGCUGACUCAGAAAUGCAAGAUGGAAAAUGUGUCUGUUCCCGCGACCUGCGAAAAGAAAAAGGGAGAUAAAGUUGAAUUUUACGAUUGCGAGAAAAAGGUAAGGCAGGAAGUGUGCAAGGACGUGGAAGAGACUUUCGAGACUGUUUGCUACCAGCUCGUAUCCUCUAAACAGCAGGUGCCAUGCCAAAAAGAUAAAAUGGCAGAGGUCUGUGUGGACAAGGAGGUAGAAGUAGCGAGCACUUGCCUCCGGCAAGUCCCCGUCACAGAACCGUAUCCAUGUGUAAAGGUAGCUGACGCACCACAGUGCAGAAAGGUAGCAAUGUGCGCCCGCUUCAACGUCCAGAAAAGAGCUUAUCCAUGCAUGGAAACCAAGAUGAAACAGGAAUGCCACGUGGAGGAGGUACCUUACGAAGACACUUGCACACGUCAAUUCACCGAGGAGCAGCCCUAUGACUGCAGCAAGGAAGUCAAGGAGAAAGAGUGCAAAAUGGUGCCUAAACUGUGUAAGAGGAAGGUAUCACGUGACGUGGCAUUUGAGUGCAGCGAGAGAAUCUGCGAGAGGGUCAUGGUACCACAGCAAUGCUACAAGAAGGUCAAGGGGAAGGAAGCAUACCCGUGCACGCGCACGGAAUACCAGGAGAAGUGCCACAUGCAGCCCCAGCUCAUGAGCAAGACUUGCUACAGCCAAGGCAUGAAACCACAGCAGUACCCCUGCAAGGAAACUAAAUAUGAGACUAUCUGCAAGCAGGUGAUGGCAAAGGCUUCUUUUGUCAUGCCUGCCGCUGUGAGGGUUCCUAUCGACACUGGGAAGGACAAAAAGAAAAAGAAGCAAUAG